Molecule: messenger RNA, 1544 nt
Organism: Betta splendens (Siamese fighting fish)
Lineage: Eukaryota; Metazoa; Chordata; Actinopteri; Anabantiformes; Osphronemidae
Product: dickkopf-related protein 1-like
Exons: 4
Coding region: 184-945 (253 amino acids)
Biological process (GO): multicellular organism development; negative regulation of canonical Wnt signaling pathway
Cellular component (GO): extracellular region
Molecular function (GO): receptor antagonist activity; co-receptor binding
Source: RefSeq, a predicted model, not a curated record
GCGGGAAGACAAACAGGUCCACAUGUAUAAAGAGAUCAUCCCAGAGCUGUGGGACACGAGACGGCGGAGCAUCGUGCCGAAACUCUCUUUGGGAUUCAGGAUUUAAGGCCGCGUUGGACUUUGUCUUUCGGGAUUUUUUUUUCCGUGUGUCUGCAAAACAGCAGAGAACCUCAGAGGAGAAUCAUGCAGGUACCCUCGGCGCGGCGCUUCUUGGCUGUGUAUCUGACGCUGUUUGGAUACCUUGGAGACGUUUACGCGGCGACGGUCCCGAUAAACCCCAACGCCAUCAAAAACCUACCCGGUGCUUCGGGUGCCAAGGGCUCGGACACGGUCAGUCCGAGUCCGAGGACCUCUCCCUCCGGUAGCUCGGGCCACAAAUCACCGGUAGACACCUUGCAGCAGUGGAGCGUCUGCGCGGAUGAUGAAGACUGCGGAGGUGACGAAUUCUGCAACGACGUCCGAAGCGCCUGCCAGCCGUGCCGUAAGAACCGGAAGCGUUGCACAAGGGACUCCAUGUGUUGCGUCGGGAACCGGUGCAGUAACGGUGUUUGUCAGGCAAAUGACAUCGACGGCACAGAUGCAUCCAUCGCAACCGGCUUGCAAAAGCACAACGCCACGUUGGAGCAUCACGCCAAGAAGCCGCCCACCGGCCACAGCCACCAGCCCCAAGCCGUGAAAGGUCAGGAAGGGGACACUUGUCUGAGAUCCGCGGACUGCUCCGAGGGCCUGUGCUGCGCCAGACACUUCUGGUCUCGCAUCUGUAAGCCUGUGCUGACAGAGGGCCAGGUGUGCACCCGCCACCGCAGGAAAGGCACCCACGGCCUGGAGCUGUUCCAGCGCUGCGACUGCGGCGACGGCCUGACCUGCCGACCAGACAAAGGAGAGCGGGAGCAGGGCGUCAGCAGGACUGCAGCCCGGAACCUACACACCUGUCAGAGACGCUGAUACCAAUGCUUGGACGCGCGCACACACACACACACACACACGCAUGCCCACACAGAGACACACACUCAGCAAACCCUGAAAUCAGUCACAGUCACUGAUAAACACUUGCGUACGCCAAAGAUGCUGACACCCACACACACAGAAGACACCCAACACCUAAGACACUCUUUCCUGCCAAAGUUGCUGAUACAAACACAUCGCCCGGAAGGAUACACACGGUUCUUGGAAAAGUGAUACACCCACAGGGAUGCAGCAGUGCAAGACGGACUGAUCCAAUGUCUCAGCAAACGAGGAGUCAGAACCUAGAAAGUGACAUUUCAGAAGUCUUGGGAAGAUUGAUUUAUGUCAUUGGCAAUGGCAGAUCUGUUUUGUUUCUCUUUUUAUGGAACUUCAAGCCUCAGUUAUUGCAGUAAAUUACUGUAUUGUAAAUAUUAUCCUGGAGGUGGCACUUAAUUGGGCUAUUCAAUUCUGUCAACACCAGUAUUAUUAAGACAUGGUGCUGCAUGCAUUGUAAAUGUGUUAUAUAUUGUUUUAUAAGAAAAUGUUAUAUAUAGAAAUUUGAAUAUAUUUGUUUUAUUAAACAUCGUGUGAUAUCCUUA